Messenger RNA from Equus quagga, 5409 nucleotides. RefSeq names its product small G protein signaling modulator 1 (gene SGSM1). Gene Ontology annotation, biological process: activation of GTPase activity. Gene Ontology annotation, molecular function: GTPase activator activity. Lineage: Eukaryota; Metazoa; Chordata; Mammalia; Perissodactyla; Equidae. The record is from RefSeq and is a predicted model, not a curated record. The transcript has 26 exons. Bases 57 to 3482 code for a protein of 1141 amino acids.
CCGCGACCCGGAGCCGGAGCCGCCGCCGCCCGGGACUCGGAUCGCAGCGCCCGGCCAUGGCUUCGGGCCCGGCGGAGGCGGAGACCCGGCAGAGGCUGCUGCGCACCGUCAAGAAGGAGGUGAAGCAGAUCAUGGAGGAGGCCGUCACGCGGAAGUUCGUCCACGAAGACAGCAGCCACAUCGUGUCCCUCUGUGCGGCUGUGGAGGCCUGCGUCCUGCACGGGCUGCGGCGGCGGGCGGCCGGCUUCCUGCGCAGCAACAAGAUCGCGGCUCUCUUCAUGAAGGUGGGCAAGAGCUUCCCGCCGGCCGAGGAGCUGAGCCGCAAGGUCCAGGACCUGGAGCAGCUGAUGGAGAACGCGCGAAACCAGAUCCAGGGCCUCCAGGAGAAUGUGCGGAAGCUACCGAAGCUGCCCAACCUGUCGCCCCUCGCCAUCAAGCACCUGUGGAUCCGCACUGCCUUGUUUGAGAAGGUCCUGGACAAAAUCGUGCAUUACCUGGUGGAAAACAGCAGUAAAUACUAUGAGAAGGAAGCUCUCCUGAUGGACCCCGUGGAUGGCCCCAUCCUUGCAUCUUUGUUGGUGGGGCCCUGUGCCCUGGAGUACACCAAGAUGAAGACUGCGGAUCACUUCUGGACCGACCCCUCGGCCGACGAGCUCGUCCAGAGGCACCGCAUCCACAGCUCGCACCUGCGGCAGGACUCGCCCACCAAGCGGCCAGCCCUCUGUAUCCAGAAGAGGCAUUCGAGUGGCAGCAUGGACGACCGGCCAUCCCUGUCCGCCCGCGACUAUGUGGAGUCCUUGCACCAGAACUCCCGGACCACCCUGCUCUACGGCAAGAACAACGUUCUGGUUCAGCCGAGGGAUGACAUGGAGGCCGUGCCGGGGUACCUGUCCCUCCACCAGACAGCUGAUGUCAUGACCUUGAAGUGGACGCCCAACCAGCUGAUGAACGGGUCUGUGGGAGACCUGGACUAUGAGAAGAGCGUCUACUGGGACUACGCCAUGACCAUCCGCCUGGAGGAGAUUGUCUACCUGCACUGCCACCAGCAAGUGGACAGCGGUGGGACGGUGGUGUUGGUCAGCCAGGAUGGGAUCCAGAGGCCGCCUUUCCGCUUCCCCAAAGGGGGGCACCUCCUGCAAUUCCUCUCGUGCCUGGAGAACGGGCUGCUCCCUCACGGGCAGCUGGACCCGCCCCUCUGGUCCCAGCGGGGGAAGGGCAAAGUAUUCCCCAGACUGCGCAAGAGGAGCCCUCAGGGUUCCGCCGAGUCCACGUCUUCAGACAAGGAAGAUGACGAGGCCACGGACUACGUGUUCAGGAUCAUCUAUGCCGGCAUGCAGUCGGAAUUCGUUGCCCCCGUCUCCAUGGGCCCUGCCUGGAUGGUGGUUCCUGUAGGCCGGUCCGUGCUGGUGGUGGCCAGGGGCAGUAGGUGGGCGCAAGCCAGAUGGGACGCCACCCUCCCCACACCAAACCUGAAGCAGCAGCCCCCCUUCCCUCAGGACCUGAUGGAUGUCUCUGUGAGCAACUUGCCAUCCCUAUGGCAGCCCAGCCCCCGGAAAUCCUCCUGCUCAUCCUGUUCACAGAGCGGCUCAGGUGACGGUGGUUCGACUAAUGGCUGCAACCAUGAGAGGGCCCCCCUGAAGCUGCUCUGUGACAACAUGAAGUACCAGAUCCUUUCCAGAGCCUUCUAUGGAUGGCUUGCCUACUGCAGACACCUGUCCACCGUGAGGACCCACCUGUCAGCCCUGGUCAAUCACAUGAUCGUGUCUCCGGACUUGCCCUGCGACGCUGGACGCGGGCUGACUGCCGGGAUCUGGGAGCAGUACCUUCAGGACAGCACAAGCUAUGAGGAGCAGGAGCUGCUGCGUCUCAUCUACUACGGGGGCAUCCAGCCGGACAUCCGCAAGGCCGUGUGGCCGUUCCUCCUCGGCCACUACCAGUUCGGGAUGACGGAAACAGAAAGGAAGGAGGUGGACGAGCAGAUUCACGCCUGCUACGCACAGACCAUGGCCGAGUGGCUAGGCUGUGAGGCGAUCGUGCGGCAGAGGGAGCGGGAGUCGCACGCAGCGGCCCUGGCCAAAUGCUCGUCGGGGGCCAGCCUGGACGGCCACCUGCACCGGCUGAUGCAUCGGGACUCCACCAUCAGCAACGAGUCCUCCCAGAGCUGCAGUUCCAGCCGCCAGAACAUCCGCCUGCAGAGCGACUCCAGCAGCAGCACACAGGUGUUUGAGUCUGUGGACGAAGUGGAGCAGGUGGAGGCAGAAGGCAGGCCGGAGGAGAAACAGCCCAAGAUCCCCAAUGGGAACCUGGUGAAUGGCACCUGUUCCCCAGACUCCGGCCAUCCUUCCUCCCACAACUUCUCCUCCGGCCUCUCGGAGCACUCGGAGCCCAGCCUGAGUACGGAAGACAGUGUCAUGGACGCCCAGCGAAACGCCCCUCUUAUGGUUCGACCCAGGGACAGCAGCGUGGAUGACGGGCAGAGCAGCGAGGCCACUACUUCCCGGGACGAGGCCCAACGGGAGGAGCUGGCCGUGCAGGACAGCCUGGAGAGCGACCUCCUCGCCAACGAGAGCAUGGACGAGUUCAUGUCCAUCACUGGUAGCAUGGACGUGGCCCUGCCCGAAAAGGAGGGGGCCUUGAUGGAGGGCUGGGGGGGCAGCAGGGUGGAGAAGCACAGCCAGGUGGACAGUGAGGACACCCUCUCAGAGGAGCCGGAGAUGGAGAGCUUCUUCCCUGCCCUGGCUUCUCUGGCCGUGACCACUUCCGCCAACAACGAAGCGUCCCCUGUGUCCUCCAGCGGUGUCACUUACUCCCCGGAGCUGCUGGACCUGUACACGGUGAACCUGCACCGCAUCGAGAAGGACGUGCAGAGAUGCGACCGCAACUACUGGUACUUCACGCCCACCAACCUGGAGAAGCUGCGCAACAUCAUGUGCAGCUACAUCUGGCAGCACAUUGAGAUUGGCUAUGUCCAAGGAAUGUGUGACCUCCUGGCUCCACUGCUGGUCAUUUUGGAUGAUGAGGCCCUCGCCUUCAGCUGCUUCACAGAGCUCAUGAAGAGGAUGAACCAGAACUUCCCCCAUGGAGGCGCCAUGGACACGCACUUUGCCAACAUGAGGUCACUCAUCCAGAUCCUGGACUCGGAGCUCUUUGAGCUGAUGCAUCAGAAUGGGGACUACACUCACUUCUACUUCUGCUACCGCUGGUUCCUGCUGGAUUUCAAGCGAGAACUCAUCUAUGAUGACGUCUUCUCCGUCUGGGAGACCAUCUGGGCCGCCAAACACGUCUCGUCCGCCCACUAUGUCUUGUUCAUCGCGCUGGCUCUGGUGGAGGUCUACCGAGACAUCAUCUUGGAGAACAACAUGGAUUUCACAGACAUCAUCAAGUUCUUCAAUGAAAUGGCCGAGCGACACAACACCAAGCAGAUCCUGAAGCUGGCCCGGGACCUCGUGUACAAGGUGCAGACUCUGAUUGAGAACAAGUGAGGGCCCCCUCGCCCAGGCGGUGUCAGCGGGGCCACCACCCGCCCAUCCUGCCCACUUUCCCUCCCAGCCACCCCAGGAGUGAGGUCCUGGCGUUUGUUCCUGAGCGUGGACUUCUGUGCAGAAAGAAGCUGCCCUGACUUUGGCCGCUGGCCAGGUGGAGGUCGAGGGGUUGCCCCUUCGGUUCAGCCUUACGUUUUCCUGUUUGACCAAAGAUCGCCCGAGUCUGGAUGCCUCCCCUGCGGGAGGUGGGGGUUGUUGGUGGACAAAGGAAACAUCCUCGUUCGUGGUCUCCAGAGUGGUCUCCUCUCCCUUCUCCUCAUCCCUCCAAACGGUCCUGUCACAUGAGACUUGGGGCGGGGAUUGUCCUGGAAAUCGGUGUGGGAGAGGUCUGUGGGGCUACCUCUGUACUCUGAAAGGGGCCUUCGGAGAUGUUCCAGAACAUGGCUGGAAGAUUCGCUUGGAGCAGGGUUUAUGCACCUCAGCACUACUGACACUUGGGUCAGGUAACUCUUUUUUGAGCGGGGCUGUCCUGUGCGUCACAAGAUGUCGAGCAGCAGCCCUGGCCUCCACCCACUAGAUGCCAGCACAUCCCCCGACCCUAGUUUUGACAACCCAGAAUGUCUCCCAACAUUGCCAAACGUCCCUGUUUGAGAACCGCUGGCUCCGAGAGGGGGUUCAAACAUCUCCCUUGCUGCACUUUCUUUAUACCUAAGCCGCCUGUGUCCUGAGCCUUCCUCCCAUAGAGAAGGCACAGAGGCCCGCACACCUCUCUCUUAGGGUCCAGCAUUCUGUCUGUUGUAUUCUCUCAUUUUUUUCCUCCUCCACCUGACCAUAGGAGAAACUUCUUUUCUUCUUUUCAAGAAAGCUGUCUCCUUGCAAGGAUGAUGGAACUUGAGAAAUGUCUCUAAGCAUGAGAUCCUCUCUUCUGGGUCCUGCCCAGAGCCCCCGGGGCAGGGCAGAGUCCACAUCCCGCUCCUCCCUUCCUAGGGAAGACCUCGCCUCUCCUUCCGCACGUUGGGGCUGGUGCUCCAGGAGCUUGGAACGUGUGUGUUGGUGACAGCCACUUGGUCAGGGAGGCUGGCUUUCCCUAAGUGCCCAUGCUUACUCAGGACAAAGGAGGAAAAGGAAGAUAGAGGUCAGCCAGGGGCGAGGGUGGUGUGGGUUUUCCUCGAGAAACAUCUGCUGGUGAACUGGCACCAGGGUCACGGCUAGGUCCGGAAACGGUCCCCUCCGUGUCUUCACAAAAAGGGUCCCCAAUCCUCAGACAGACCCUGAGUCUGCAGAGGGGGGUGUGUCAGCCCCCUGCUCCUGCUCGGGACGGGGAGAAAUGCCCGCCCCGCGUCCUUGCAAAGCUCUUCCCUCAGUCUCAGCACUUUCUGCCGCAUGUGACCACCCAGCUUCCACCGAGCGGGGCCUCUUUGGCGGGAUGGACGAAGCCAAGGUGGCCCCUGCUUGGGAAGAGCGCUCCAUGAGAGCGCAUCCCCUCGCCCUGGUCCCCCAGCUUCCCAAGACGGGAAAAUUGUGCAAAAGACCCUCCUGAGAAGAGUCUCUCUUGCCACUCAGCUGUUCAUGCCGGGGACAUUAUUUUAGCAAGACCCAGGUCCUAGACCUUCCGGUUCUUAUUUAUUUUUUCGACAGACUAGUCACAAAGUACAGCACAAGAUUCCUUCCGCGCCUUCUCCCGUGGUGUUCCAGAGAGCGUCUGUGGGUGUGAUUUGGAAUAACUCGUAUUUAUUUGGCUUCCUGUGCUCAGUCGGGUCUCCGUCCGUUGUGUGCGUCCUUGUGUCCCGGAAUCGAAUGCGUAGGCGUUGUUCUGUCUGUGGGGUGCCCUCUUUUUCUCGGUGUUGCCAACAUAUCUCGUGAUUGUUUACUAAAGAGUUGUGUCUAUAUAGAGAGAAAAAAAUAUAUCAACAGAGAAAUGUGUGAA